This is a messenger RNA of Notechis scutatus (mainland tiger snake), 986 nucleotides long. RefSeq names its product RNA polymerase II, I and III subunit L (gene POLR2L). Lineage: Eukaryota; Metazoa; Chordata; Lepidosauria; Squamata; Elapidae. Gene Ontology annotation, cellular component: RNA polymerase I complex; RNA polymerase III complex; RNA polymerase II, core complex. Gene Ontology annotation, molecular function: DNA binding; zinc ion binding. Gene Ontology annotation, biological process: tRNA transcription by RNA polymerase III; transcription by RNA polymerase I; transcription by RNA polymerase II. The record is from RefSeq and is a predicted model, not a curated record.
GUUGAAAUGAUUAUACCUGUGAGAUGCUUCACUUGUGGUAAAAUAGUUGGAAAUAAAUGGGAGGCAUAUCUUGGCCUUUUGCAAGCAGAAUAUACAGAAGGUGACGCCUUGGAUGCUUUGGGUCUGAAAAGAUACUGCUGUCGCAGAAUGCUGCUUGCUCACGUAGACCUGAUUGAAAAGCUCCUGAACUAUGCCCCACUGGAGAAAUAAAUAUGAAGAAUUUAUGGUGCUAUGUGUACAUGAACCAAAGUUUUUACACUCCUCAGGCCAAACUACUGGAAUUAGAAAUCAGAUUAAUGAUCUGUGGGAAGUUCCUUAAGCCACUUAGCAUUCCCCCAAAUAAAUGACUUAAUAAUGAAUUUCACCUAGACAGUUGGGGAUUGUGCUUUUAAUUACAGCAGGGUUUUUGUCAGAUUCUAAGUAUAUUAGAAUCUUUUGGAUUUUCAAAUAUGGCAGUUUGGAAAAAAAACCACAAUGGGUUACAGUCAGCAGUUGUAAUGAAGUUUUAAUAAAAAUUAUUUUUGUUAAACCAGUUCCUAUUGCCUUAUUCUAAAUAUCAUUCCUGAAUUACAUGAAUUGCAUUUCAACCUCACUCAGAUCGUUCACUAUUAUUGUCAUUAUUGUGAAUUCCAUUUCAAUGUUCUUUCACAUUAUUACAUUAUAUCUUAAAAACUAGACCAGGCAUAAUGACCUAUGCUGUGGGUUGUCAAAGGAAAAAUAAAAGUAGGAAGGGCAGGCAGCCUCUUCACAAAUGACCUUUGUAUACCAAUAGUUUCAAAAUGUAGGAAAUAAUCUGUAUUUGAUUAACUAGAUAAUAGAAUAUUUUUCAUUUCAUAUGCCAGAGUGUAAAACUAAAAAUCCCAUUUUCUGGAGCUGUGGCAAACAUACAAAGAUGGAGAGAACAUGAGCAACUUAGUUCAUGGUGAGCAAUUAUGUUUCAUGGAAAUUAUUACAUCCAAGAAGGAAUAGAUUAACCAGAUGCAAGU